Molecule: messenger RNA, 792 nt
Organism: Phycomyces blakesleeanus NRRL 1555(-)
Lineage: Eukaryota; Fungi; Mucoromycota; Mucoromycetes; Mucorales; Phycomycetaceae
Exons: 1
Coding region: 1-792 (263 amino acids)
Molecular function (GO): zinc ion binding
Source: RefSeq, a predicted model, not a curated record
AUGACAGAUAGUUCAGUCUCACUGUUAAUCCCCACAGUUUAUCCUAGUUCAGGUACAGAUCUAAAUCAAUCUACAAAGAGCUGUCGAAUCUGUGGUGAUGACGAGGAGGAAUCUGACACUGAAAGACUCUACCAGACGAAUCCUCUGAUUCGACCAUGCAUGUGUAAAGGAACGAUGAUGUACGUUCAUGUCGAGUGCCUUGAGAAAUGGCGCCAAGUGUCACCUCGUAAACAGUCUUGGGUGUCAUGUGACUACUGUGGAUAUGAGUAUUCUACUAGCAGACCAUUUUAUGCGUCAAUAGUUGGAUCCGUGUGGCUAGUAAGAGUCUUAUCCGUGGUGUUGGUCCUUUUGUUGAUCCUGGGCAUGUCUUAUGCGUCAAUGGCUGUCGAUGUCUGGGCUCUUGGACAUCCCAUCAGGCCAGACGAUCCUUCCUGGGUUGAGUUCCACGGUCCAAGUUGGCACGGUUUGGACAGAAUAUACUGCCUUUCGGGAGUGAUUGUUGUUUCUGUGCUGGGUAUGAUAUUCCUUAUUGUCAGAGGAGGGUGCAGAGGUCGAUGCUUAGAUAACUGCGACUGUCAAUCCUCGGGAUGCUUCUGGUUAGGUGUACCGGAUUGUGGAGGAGAUGGCGAAGGGGUAAUUGUAGCUUUGAUAUUUUAUGCGAUUCUAUUGGCUAUGAUGGUGAUUGUGGUUGGUCUCUUUGGUAUCAUGAUUGGUGCGUAUGUAUUUGUAAGGACUGGUGUAGAAGGGUUGUCUAAUAGAAUCAAGGAAAGAAUUCUCGAGGUUCAUGCAUGA